This is a messenger RNA of Trichomonas vaginalis G3, 915 nucleotides long. RefSeq lists its product as uncharacterized. Bases 1 to 915 code for a protein of 304 amino acids. The transcript has a single exon. Lineage: Eukaryota; Parabasalia; Trichomonadida; Trichomonadidae. The record is from RefSeq and is a predicted model, not a curated record.
AUGGAAAAUGGACCAAAUCCGAACACUAAUGAAUCAUUAAUAGAACCGGUAGCUAUCAACCCUAGCGAUACACAUCAAUCAAGUUCGGAUUUGAAUGAAACUUCAACAACAAACAAAAACAGUUAUCUUUCAGAAUAUUCUCAAGAGCAAUAUAUAUCAAAACCACGCGGCAUUAGGACUAAUAUAUCAUUUACCGCUGAUAUGACAUACGAAGAUAUAUGUAUUGCCCUCAUCGAAGUAUUUGCAAAUUGCUAUGAUGAGGCUUGUGCAGAAUCAACUGUUAUAUCUGACUACUUAUCAGUUAGAGAUUUACGAACGAUAGUUAGAAACUUGAAUCUAUGUGAUACAUCCGACCUGUUUAAUCAGAGGAAGCCAUCUUUAUGUUUUAUGAUCCAAAGCUUCUUAAAUCAGCCAUUUAUGAAGCAUCUUCAUAUUAGAAAUACGACCCCUCCUCCUCAAGAAGAAAAAUCGAUCAAUUUGACACAAAUCGAUUUUUUCAUAAAUAAAAAGGAUGAUGAUGGCUCGCCUACUUCAGCUCAGUCACCAAAAAUAGAAUCACGUCAGGAGUUUACAGAUUCAAUAAAGGUUAUUCGCUUCAAAAAGAUUCCGACCCGUAAUGUAGAAAGUCCGAAAACUAUCCCUCCUCUUCAAGAAACGGUUCAAAAGGAUGUGGAAAGUUCUCCUAAGGAAAUACAACCAGUCCUUACCCCACCAGAUAUGAAUCAACCCCUUCAAACAGUUCAAAUGAUACAAAAAAUUAACUCAUUAGUUACUCAAAUGAAUUUAAGGAUAUCCGAAUUGGAAAAGGCUGUAGAACAUUUGGUAACUAGGCUCGAUGUAGUGGAAAAGAUCUUCAAGGCAAAUGAAAUCAAACAAGAGCGCGAAACUAAUGCAGAAAAGCCAUUAAUUAUAUAA